AUGACUACAGUUACAAAAAAAACUAUUUCCUUAAGAUGGAUUUCUAACAUUAAAUUAUUACAACAAAGAUCCUUUCAUAUAGACGCCAUUGCAUAUAAAACAGCCAAUAUCACUUCAAAACAAUUUGCUUCGGUAUACAAUGGUGAUUACAAGGAUCUUUCUAGAGAAUUAGAUGGAUUUCUAAAACGUCAUGUAGGUCCAUCUCCAAAGGAUAUUAAUAAAAUGUUGAAGACUUUGAAUUAUGAUGAUCUUUCAACAUUUAUUUCAUCUGUGAUCCCUGGAAAAAUUCUUGAAAAGAGACCAUUAAAUCUAGAGGCUCCAGAACAAGGAUAUACAGAACAGAAGAUGUUAGAAGAAUUGAAAAAAUUAGCUGAUUUAAAUAAUUUUGAAGUUAAAAAUUUAAUUGGUAAAGGUUACUACGGUACUAUUUUACCCCCAGUAAUUCAAAGAAACUUAUUAGAAAAUCCACAGUGGUAUACUUCUUAUACCCCUUAUCAACCUGAAAUAUCUCAAGGUAGAUUAGAAUCAUUAUUAAAUUUUCAAACUAUUAUUACUGAAUUGACAGGCUUACCAAUUGCUAAUGCUUCUUUAUUAGAUGAAGGUACAGCUGCUGCUGAAGCUAUGCUAUUAUCUUUCCAUUUAGCUAAAGGGAAGAAAAAAACUUAUUUGAUUGAUUCAAAAGUUCAUAAACAAACCAAAUCUGUCCUUAGAACCAGAGCUAUUCCAACAAAUAUUGAAAUUAAAGAAAUUGAUCUUUUUGAUUUGAAUUCCCUAGAGAAAGAAUUAUCCACCGACGAUGUAUCUGGUGUCUUGUUACAAUAUCCAGCUACAGAUGGUUCAAUUGGCUCCAUGGAAAAAUUACAAAAAAUUUCAAAAUUGGUUCAUGAAAAGAAAGGUAUUGUCUCUGCAGCAUCUGAUUUAAUGGCUUUAACUUUAUUGAAAUCUCCUUCAGAGUUUAAUGCAGAUGUGGUAUUAGGCUCCUCUCAAAGAUUUGGUGUUCCAAUGGGAUUCGGUGGCCCUCACGCUGCUUUCUUCUCAGUUACAAACAAGUUAAGUAGAAAGAUCCCUGGUAGAAUUGUUGGUGUCAGUAAAGAUAGAUUAGGGAACCAGGCUUACAGAUUAGCACUUCAAACAAGAGAACAACAUAUAAAACGUGAUAAAGCUACUUCUAAUAUAUGUACUGCCCAAGCUUUGCUGGCCAAUAUUGCCGCCAUGUAUGUUGUAUACCAUGGCCCAGAGGGGUUGAAAAAUAUAUCGCAGAGAAUCUUUGCAAUUACAUCUAUCUUGGCCAAAUUUAUCAAUUCUGAAAAAUCUAAUUUUAAAAUUCUAAAUGAAAAUUGGUUUGAUACGUUGACAAUUGAAUUACCAAAUGGAAUCACAUCUGAUGCCGUACUUGAAAUUGCUCUAAAAGAAUAUAACACAAAUCUUUACAAAGUUAAUGAUACUACUGUGUCACUCGCAAUCGAUGAAACUACAACCCAAAAGGAUUUGGAGACUUUAAUUAAAUUGUUUUCCAAUGAUUCUCAAAUAGAUAUCACAAGAUUAGUAACCAAGAGCAAAUUUGAAGAAUUCCCAACUGAUUUGAGACGUUCAACUGAAUUUUUGACUCAACCUGUAUUUAAUACUUAUCAUAACGAAACUGCAAUGCUGAGAUAUAUGACACGUUUACAGACGAGAGAUCUUUCUUUAGCAAAUUCUAUGAUUCCAUUAGGCUCAUGUACAAUGAAACUAAAUGCUACCACUGAAAUGAUUCCAAUUACUUGGCCUCAAUUUGCAAAUAUUCACCCAUUUCAACCAAAAUCUCAAGUCCAAGGUUACUAUGAACUUACAAAGUCAUUAGAAUACGAUUUAUGUGAAAUUACUGGAUUCGACGCUAUUUCACUUCAACCAAAUUCUGGGGCUCAAGGUGAAUUCUCUGGUUUGCGUGUAAUUACAUCAUAUUUAAAGGAACAAGGACAAACUCAUAGAAAUAUAUGUUUAAUUCCUGUUUCAGCACACGGUACAAACCCAGCCUCAGCGGCUAUGUGUGGGUUAAAAGUUGUACCAAUUGCUUGCCUGAAGAAUGGUUCUUUGGAUUUAGUCGAUUUGAAGGAAAAAGCAGAACAAUAUAAGGAUAAUCUAGCAGCUGUUAUGAUUACGUAUCCAUCAACUUACGGUCUAUAUGAACCAGGUGUCAAAGAUGCUAUUGAUAUUGUUCAUGAGAAUGGUGGACAAGUUUAUCUGGAUGGUGCUAACAUGAAUGCCCAAUUAGGAUUGACUUCCCCAGCUUUCCUUGGAGCCGAUGUUUGUCAUUUAAAUCUACAUAAAACAUUUGCUAUUCCUCAUGGUGGUGGUGGUCCUGGUGUUGGUGCUAUAGGUGUAAAGUCUCACUUACAACCAUUCUUACCAGGCCAUGACAUAACUGAAAUUGAAGGAGCUGGCGAAAAGUCAAUUGAUGCCGUUUGUUCUUCAGCAUUUGGUAAUUCGCUAGUACUACCAAUAUCCUUUGCCUUUAUUAAGAUGCUAGGUAACCAAGGUGUUCCUCUUGUUAGUUCCAUGGCUAUUCUAAAUGCAAACUACUUAGUGGAACGUUUGAAGAAACAUUACAAAAUCUUGUUUAUUGAUGAAGAAGACAGAGUGUCAAAGCAUUGUGCCCAUGAGUUUAUUAUCGAUCUGAGAGAGUUUAAGGACAAACAUGUAGAGGCUAUUGAUAUUGCAAAAAGGUUACAAGACUACAGUUUCCAUGCUCCUACUUUAGCUUUCCCUGUUCCUGGUACAUUGAUGGUUGAACCAACUGAAUCCGAGGACUUGAAUGAAUUGAACAGAUUUGUUGAUACAAUGAUAUCGAUCAGAUCCGAAAUAGAUGACUUUGUUAAUAAUCAACCGAAGGGAAUGGUUUUAAAAAAUGCUCCACACUCAUUGGAGGAUCUACUUCUAUCAAAAGAUUGGGAUAAUCGUGGGUACACUCGUGAACAAGCCGCAUAUCCACUUCCUUUCCUAAGACAAAAUAAAUUCUGGCCUGUUGUCGCUAGAGUUGAUGACAUGUAUGGUGACAUGAAUUUAAUGUGUACCUGUCCUAGUGUUGAGGAUGUUGUAAGCUCUCAAAAAUAA
This is a messenger RNA of Maudiozyma barnettii, 3090 nucleotides long. RefSeq names its product glycine decarboxylase subunit P (gene GCV2). The record is from RefSeq and is a predicted model, not a curated record. Gene Ontology annotation, biological process: glycine decarboxylation via glycine cleavage system. The transcript has a single exon. Gene Ontology annotation, cellular component: glycine cleavage complex; mitochondrion. Lineage: Eukaryota; Fungi; Ascomycota; Saccharomycetes; Saccharomycetales; Saccharomycetaceae. Bases 1 to 3090 code for a protein of 1029 amino acids. Gene Ontology annotation, molecular function: glycine binding; pyridoxal phosphate binding; glycine dehydrogenase (decarboxylating) activity.